CUUCCGUUUCCUCCCGCCUCCUGAGCUGGGGUGCUGUUCUUGGCUGCCGGGCACCUCCUAGCCACUCCAUACCACUGGUGUCCACAGCAACGCUCCCGGCCUCCAACUGUCAUCCCUGGCUGCUGGGCCUCAGAUGCAAUGCAGGCCAUCAAGUGUGUGGUGGUGGGUGAUGGAGCCGUGGGCAAGACGUGUCUUCUCAUCAGCUACACCACCAACGCCUUCCCCGGAGAAUACAUCCCCACUGUAUUUGACAACUACUCAGCCAAUGUGAUGGUGGACAGUAAGCCCGUGAACCUGGGGCUGUGGGAUACCGCAGGUCAGGAGGACUAUGACCGCCUCCGGCCGCUCUCCUACCCACAGACAGAUGUAUUUCUCAUCUGCUUCUCGCUAGUCAGCCCGGCCUCCUAUGAGAACGUCCGUGCCAAGUGGUUCCCUGAAGUACGGCACCACUGCCCCAGCACCCCUAUCAUCCUGGUGGGUACCAAGCUGGACCUUCGCGAUGACAAGGACACCAUCGAGAAGUUGAAGGAGAAGAAGCUGGCUCCCAUCACCUACCCGCAGGGCCUGGCACUGGCCAAGGAUAUUGAUUCAGUCAAGUAUUUGGAAUGCUCUGCCCUCACCCAGCGAGGCCUGAAGACCGUCUUUGAUGAGGCAAUCCGAGCAGUCCUCUGCCCACAGCCCACACGACAGCAGAAGCGCCCCUGCAGCCUGCUCUAGAGGUGCCGCCCCAGUCCUCCCAUCCCGAUGGUCCUGACCCUCCAGGGUCCCCACCAAAGCUCCAUGACGCGCUGGUGGGACUGCUGUUCCCUCCGUGUGGCAUUUCUUCCCAGUCAGCUGCAGAACUUGUCUCUCUCCUCCACGGAGGCCCCAGGGGAUGGGAGGAUGUUCAUAGGUCACAUCCUACCUGGGGUGCUCCUGUGUUCCCAGGGGUCAUCAGGAACCCCAAGACGCAGCCAUCCAUCCUCAUGUCAUACAGCGUCACACGCCCAUCUGCUCCAGGCCUUCCUGAUGCCUCUCUCGAAGCUUCCGGUCUCCACGGCCUGCCACUACUGUGUUUGCCAUGUUGGGAUACCUCCUUCCCUGAACCGAAGGGAGAGAUGUGGAACUCUGCUCCUCUGUUCUCUUUUUUCAGAAAAACACAGAACAAAUCUAUUUCAGUAAAUCUCUCAUCUGCCCAGCCAAGUGAGGGUCUGAGCUCAGCCAACCCCUACUGUCUCUCAAGACCUCCUACUCUACUUGAAGGGCAGAGCCAUACCUUCUUGGGACUGUCCACCCCACCUGCCAGUCAGGACCCGAUCCAUAGCAAAUGGAAAACACAGCUCUCUUGCUUAUGCAGAAAAUAAAUGUGUUGAUUCUCUCGGUGGAA
Molecule: messenger RNA, 1366 nt
Organism: Mus pahari (shrew mouse)
Lineage: Eukaryota; Metazoa; Chordata; Mammalia; Rodentia; Muridae
Gene: Rac2
Product: Rac family small GTPase 2
Exons: 7
Coding region: 139-717 (192 amino acids)
Biological process (GO): small GTPase-mediated signal transduction
Molecular function (GO): GTP binding; GTPase activity
Source: RefSeq, a predicted model, not a curated record